CAAGACGAGAGGAGGAGAUGACGGCGGGGUCCAAGGGCGGCGGCGGCGGCGUGGCAGCGGCGAGGGCGGCGGCGGCGGGGCCGAGGACGGUGCUCAUCACGGGGGUCAGCAGGGGGCUGGGCCGCGCGCUCGCGCUGGAGCUCGCGCGGCGGGGCCACGCCGUCGUCGGCUGCGGCCGCUCCGCCGACCACGUCCGCUCCCUCGAGGCCGAGAUCGCCACCCCGGCCCGCCACUUCCUCACCGUCGCCGACGUGAGGUCUGACAGCAACAUGGCCGAGUUGGCAAAGGCAGUUGUGGAAAAGAAACAAGUUCCUGAUAUCAUAGUAAACAACGCUGGUACAAUAAACAAGAAUAACAAGACAUGGAGCGUUCCAGCGGAAGAGUUUGAUACAGUGGUUGAUACAAAUAUUAAGGGAACCGCAAAUGUACUCCGUCAUUUCAUACCCCUUAUGAUAGAGAAGAAACAUGGGAUUAUAGUCAAUUUGUCCUCUGGUUGGGGUAGGUCUGCUGCUGCAGAGGUUGCCCCAUAUUGUGCUUCAAAGUGGGCAAUUGAAGGUUUAACACGCUCCUUAGCAAAGGAGCUGCCUCCUGGAUUGGCAGCAAUUGCCCUUAGCCCUGGUGUUGUGAAUACUGACAUGCUUAAUUCAUGCUUCGGAAGCUCGGCCUCAUUAUACCAAUCAACUGAACAAUGGGCACCCAAGGCAGCUACGAUGAUACUAAGCCUUGGCCUAGACGACAAUGGCUCAUCGCUCACCGUAUGAUGCUGUAGCAAAUCUAUAUGCCGAACUAAUCUCUGAUGUAUUGAGUUGUAGUCCUUAACUUUGAACUGUUGUGCAACAUUAUGUUGUAGUUAGAUCGAAUCGACAGUGCGCUAAUGGCUGUAGCUGUGCGUACUGCUGGUUCGCUAUCUCACAGUGAUUCUGUACCGUAUAUUGAUGAUGAUGAUGAAACUGUGAAUGAGUAUGGAUGGCACGCGUUAUUUCUCCCAA
Molecule: messenger RNA, 989 nt
Organism: Oryza sativa Japonica Group (Japanese rice)
Lineage: Eukaryota; Viridiplantae; Streptophyta; Magnoliopsida; Poales; Poaceae
Product: NADPH-dependent pterin aldehyde reductase
Biological process (GO): folic acid-containing compound metabolic process
Cellular component (GO): cytosol
Molecular function (GO): oxidoreductase activity, acting on the CH-OH group of donors, NAD or NADP as acceptor
Source: RefSeq, a predicted model, not a curated record